AUGGUAGAGACAAAGUGCCACCGUCCAAAAGAAAGGCGGAAGCGGGAUGCUAAAGGAGAAAAAGCCAAGAUGAAGGACGAGCCACAGAGAAGACCUGGAAGGUUGUCUGCUGACCCUCCAAAGCCAGGGCCCAAGCCAAAAAAAGCCCCUGCAAAGAAGAGAGAAAAGGUACCCAAGGGGAAGAAGAGGAAAGUAACCCAUUAGAAUGCGAACAAUCCUGCAGAAAAUGGAGACUCCAGAACAGACCAGAUGCUGAGAGCUGAAAGUGCUGGAGAUGCCAAGUGUGCAUUUUUGAUAACUGUCUACUUCUGGUAA
Messenger RNA from Meriones unguiculatus (Mongolian gerbil), 315 nucleotides. RefSeq names its product non-histone chromosomal protein HMG-17-like. Gene Ontology annotation, molecular function: nucleosomal DNA binding. The record is from RefSeq and is a predicted model, not a curated record. Gene Ontology annotation, cellular component: nucleus; chromatin. NCBI's taxonomy places the organism in Eukaryota, Metazoa, Chordata, Mammalia, Rodentia, Muridae. Gene Ontology annotation, biological process: chromatin organization.